AGCCGCCUCUUCUCCAUCGUGUUCAUUGAAAAGAGAACCGUUAUAAACAAUGGCAAGAACUAAGCAAACCGCACGUAAGUCUACUGGAGGCAAAGCUCCCAGGAAGCAGCUGGCCACCAAGGCUGCUCGUAAGAGCGCCCCGGCCACGGGCGGCGUCAAGAAGCCUCACCGUUACAGGCCCGGUACCGUGGCUCUCCGAGAGAUCCGUCGCUACCAGAAAUCCACCGAGCUGCUGAUCCGUAAGCUGCCCUUCCAGCGUCUGGUCAGAGAGAUCGCUCAGGACUUCAAGACCGAUCUGCGCUUCCAGAGCUCCGCUGUCAUGGCUCUGCAGGAGGCCAGCGAGGCUUAUCUGGUUGGCCUGUUCGAGGACACCAACCUGUGCGCCAUCCACGCCAAGAGAGUCACUAUCAUGCCCAAGGACAUCCAGCUGGCCCGCCGUAUCCGCGGAGAGAGGGGAAUCACCAAACCCGCCAUCCGCCGUCUGGCUCGUCGUGGUGGUGUCAAGCGUAUCUCUGGUCUCAUCUACGAGGAGACUCGCGGUGUGCUCAAAGUAUUCCUGGAGAACGUGAUCCGUGAUGCCGUCACCUACACCGAGCACGCUAAGAGGAAGACCGUGACCGCCAUGGAUGUAGUGUACGCUCUGAAGAGACAGGGCCGCACUCUGUACGGCUUCGGAGAAGUCGCACCAGCAGCAGCUCCAGCCGCCGCUCCGGCUAAACCCGCCAAGAAGAAGGCCGCCAAGCCCAAGAGGACUGGUCCCAGCCUCGGGGAGCUCAUCGUCAAGGCUGUGGGCGCAUCCAAGGAGCGCAGUGGCGUUUCAGCAGCCGCCCUGAGGAAGUCUUUUGGCUGCCGGAGGCUACGAUGUGGAGAAGAACAAAGCCCGUGUCAGGACUACUCUCAAGAACCUGGCGAAGAAGCCCGCAAGAAAGCCGCUCCUAAAGCCAAGAAGCCCGCCGCCAAGAAACCUGCAGCGGCCAAGAAGGCGGCUUCCGCUAAGAAGUCUCCGAAGAAGCCCAAGAAGCCAGCGGCCAAGAAGCAGGCUAAGAGCCCAAAGAAGGCCGCCAAACCCGCUAAGAAAGGCCGCCAAGAGCCCCAAGAAGGUUACAAAGCCAAGGCGGAGCUGAGCUCCCAGAAAGAGCCCCUAACCAAUCAGGACCCGGAAGGUCUAAAGCAGCGUCACCGACUCCACGGCCGGUCCCUCGGUUUAAGAGAAACGAGUCCCUUCUCUUCGCUAUACACUUUUCUCCUGUUCAAAGAAAGGAAAAUGGCAAGAACCAAGCAGACUGCUCGUAAAUCUACUGGAGGCAAAGCCCCCAGGAAGCAGCUGGCCACCAAAGCUGCUCGUAAGAGCGCCCCGGCCACGGGCGGCGUCAAGAAGCCUCACCGUUACAGACCCGGUACCGUGGCUCUCCGAGAGAUCCGUCGCUACCAGAAAUCUACCGAGCUGUUGAUCCGUAAGCUGCCCUUCCAGCGUCUGGUCAGAGAGAUCGCUCAGGACUUCAAGACCGAUCUGCGCUUCCAGAGCUCCGCUGUCAUGGCUCUGCAGGAGGCCAGCGAGGCUUAUCUGGUUGGCCUGUUCGAGGACACCAACCUGUGCGCCAUCCACGCCAAGAGGGUCACCAUCAUGCCCAAAGACAUCCAGUUGGCCCGCCGUAUCCGCGGAGAGAGGGCUUAAAUUCGCCUGAUACCAAUCAACACAACGGCUCUUUUAAGAGCCACACA
Messenger RNA from Lates calcarifer (barramundi perch), 1722 nucleotides. RefSeq lists its product as uncharacterized. Gene Ontology annotation, cellular component: nucleosome. The coding region runs from base 50 to 1675 and encodes 541 amino acids. Lineage: Eukaryota; Metazoa; Chordata; Actinopteri; Centropomidae. The record is from RefSeq and is a predicted model, not a curated record. The transcript is spliced from 5 exons. Gene Ontology annotation, molecular function: protein heterodimerization activity; DNA binding; structural constituent of chromatin.